Molecule: messenger RNA, 2006 nt
Organism: Cyclopterus lumpus (lumpfish)
Lineage: Eukaryota; Metazoa; Chordata; Actinopteri; Perciformes; Cyclopteridae
Gene: efhb
Product: EF-hand domain family, member B
Exons: 13
Coding region: 59-1750 (563 amino acids)
Molecular function (GO): calcium ion binding
Source: RefSeq, a predicted model, not a curated record
GUUGAAGCGGUCGAGAGGACGAGUCAGUUAAAACCAACGUAGAGGGUUAAAGUUGAAUAUGACUUCCCACCAACUCAAACACACGGACAGCUGUCCAGACACACCGCCGGCAGGGAAACGUGUACCUGCAGGAGACCGGGCCAAAUGCUGCUUCCAAGAUGCACGGGCCCUCACCCCGCCGGGGGUCAGGAGAUUCCGCAACAGCAUCCAGCCGCAGCCAGGAGCCAUCAGAGUGCACCAAGGGAAGGCGAAUGAUCCAAAUGUUGCCGGCACCCUUGUUCACGGCAUCUGCACCGAACCCGGGGUCACUGUCAGAAGUUUGCUGAAUCCUCCCCAAAAGACCUUGUUCCAGGAGAAGUUGCAAGAGCUCAGGGAAGCCUCCAGCCAAAAGGCGGUGGGGAGGUCACAUGAUCAGCAUGUCGGACUUCCCACGAACAAUGAAGCAACAUAUGGUGUGAAGACAGUUAAAGGGUUGGAUGUGCGUGAGCUUGUUAACCCUUCAAAGACCGUCGACGAGGUGGAGAGGGAAGCUCAGGAGGGACACGAGGCUUACCUCCGCAGCCACAACGCCUACUUUGUUGGUGAGAGGAUCGAUAGGAAGUACGCCGGGACUCACUUCAGUAAAGACGGCAGCUUCGGGAUCGCCACCCCUCAUUUCAGCGACGGCCGUUCCGUUGGCAGAAGCCUCCAGUGGCUCGGGGAGACGCAGAAGUUCCACAAUCCAAACCCUGUCUGGAAGAGAUCUGGGACCAAGGAAAAGAUGGAGGCCCAAAUUGGCCAAAUGACCAAAGUGAGAGGAAACUCCUUGAAUCUUUCACCAGAUCACACUUUUGGAAAACUCAUGCCGCCGGAUGAAUUUGGUGUUGGAGAUUUAAUCCACUCCACGGAGCCCGGCCAGUACGCGAGAGGUCGAGACCGCCGGCGCAGCCUGGUCAACGCAGUGCGACACCGCCUGAAGAAGCUCAACUUCCACCUCUUCCCCUCCUUGCUGCAGGCGUUCAGGAACUAUGACAAGGAGGGCAAGGGCAGGAUCGACAAAGAGGACGUGCAGGCCGUGUGUCGCCAGUUCCAUCUGGACGUGAGCGGGCCGGCUCUGGACGCCCUGAUGGACGACUGCGACACGGACGAGGACGGACUCAUCAACUUCCUGGAGUUUGCCAACUUCCUCAACUGGAAGGACAAGAUGCCCGUCAACAGUCGAGAGCAAUGCAUCCUGACGAGCGAGGUUGCACCCAGCACGGCUCCGGACAACACAGAGGGGAAGCCUCAGUCGGCCUUAAUUAGGCCCGAGGACCUGGACCCCAUAAAGCCAGGGAGCUCGCUGAAGACCCCCAGGACCCUGAGGCGACCCAGAGUAAACCCAGACCACUUCAUGACCUCCUCCGCCCUCAUCGGGUCCGUCAGUGAUCCGCCCACAACCAACGGACGCACCUAUGGGAUCCCGUCCGUGCGCUCCGACCUCUCAGCUCCGCGCAUCAGGAGAGUCGACGACACCAACAACUACGGGGAUACGUCCACGGCCGCAGAGCUUCUGCAUCCGUCAGUUCACGCCCUGCAGGGUGUUUACGAGCAACACUUCUUCUGCCCUCGCAGCAAGGAGGAGAUUGCAGAGAUUUUCAGUAAUGUGUGUGACAAUGUUCCUGAAGAGACGUUCGAAGCAGCCUGGAAUCUGGCGUCCGUGAAGCAUCCGGCCGGCGAGGUGUGUGUCGAGGUUUUCCGUAAUGCACUGAAGGAAAUAAAAGCAAUAUGAUGACAUCAACAAUAUCUCCACUAUACAUCGGCCAAAACUUUGUGGCUCCAAAAGGUUUUAGUUUGACGCAUUUUUAUGACAAAUAUGAGGAAGAAAAAUGGAUUUCUGCAACUCAAAAUGUCAAAAUGACAAGUAAACCUUCACCUGAAGAACGCGGUAGUCGAGCUGUAACAUAAUGUGAACAUCUCUGUAUUUUAAACUCCUCAAAGAUCCUUCUUGUUUAUGCAAACCCCAAAUCUCUCCUUUUCAUUUCCUU